This is a messenger RNA of Dioszegia hungarica, 1512 nucleotides long. RefSeq lists its product as uncharacterized. NCBI's taxonomy places the organism in Eukaryota, Fungi, Basidiomycota, Tremellomycetes, Tremellales, Bulleribasidiaceae. The coding region runs from base 1 to 1512 and encodes 503 amino acids. The record is from RefSeq and is a predicted model, not a curated record. The transcript has 5 exons.
AUGUCCAGCCCAGUAUACUAUACCGUCGCUUCGCCCCUCCUCCCCACCCACACCUCCGCCCCUGUCCCCGCCACCCACCCCCAAGCCCACCAUGGGGGCGCUGACAUGUCCAAGCAGCCCAUCCGUACUGUCGUCCCCAAGGACGGCCUGGACGGGUACGGCCCCUUUGACGAGUCGUACACUUCUCUGCAGGUCGGUCCGUCUCGUUGCCGUUCUUCCGCCUUCGUCUCCCGCAUUAACAAGGCGUUCAGUGUGGCUUGGAAAGGUCUUGUCGUCUUCCUGCUUGCUUUGAUCGCCAUGAGCAUGCUCAGGGGCGUCAGGGAGAUCAUCGGGGCAGGCCGGGGUCAGCCUCAUGGUCCCCAUCAUGGGACUUUUGGCGGCGAGGGGCCUUGUUCGAUGCACCGCCACGGCAAGUUCCCAGAGUGGCACCGUCAAGCCAAGUUCAUUCCGGCCGUGUACCAAGACUACGCUCGCGAGAGGAGCGGCAACUCCUCCUCUGCCACAUUCGAGCUCGGUAUGCACAAGUGGACGAGCCUCGUCGUUCCCGCUUCGAUCGAAGGGGAGGUCGUGUUCUCAUACCUUGACGUGAGGGACCAGAGCGAGGCGAAGGUCGUGAUUGAGACAUUCUGGAAGGGGGAGGGAGUGGAGGGAAAGACUCAGGCGAUGGGGUUCUGGAAUUAUCAGAAGCAUGAGACCAGCAGUGAGGACUCCCACCUCCCCGCCGCGUACCACAGGAUCCAUAUCUACCUCCCCGCCAUGUCUCGCGUUCCCUCGCUCGCGUCCAGCCUCCCCCUCCGGACUUAUACCUCCCCCUGUCUCGCCGACUUCCUCUUCACCUCUCUCGACCUCAUCUCCAACAAAGAAGGCCAGGACAUCACGGGUUACUUCAACGUCUCGCACUCUAUCAGUCUGAUCGCCACGUCUGGGCACAUUGACGUUGACGUCUGGGUCGUCCCGGCCCGCGUUACUGGAGAUCAGUCCGCGGACAAGCACAAGCAUCAUUCCAAGCAUCCGAAAGACCAAGUCAGAAUCGAAGCCAUCAGCAAACAGGGCGACAUUGAUCUCCGCGUGUCAACUGAUCGAGCUCCCAAUUCGACAGUCCGAGUGGAAGCAGUCGCUGAUGAGGGCAAUGUGAUGGUGAUCGAUCCGACCUUCCUGGGCAAGUUUGAGCUGGUAUUGCGAGACGGUGAGAGUGUGAUUGAUGUGCAGGACGAAGAGAACAAGAAGGUUUGGAUUGAGAAUCAGAUUGCAGGGAUGAAGGAGGGGUAUGUCGUGCUCAAGCACAAGGGUGGAGAGGGGGAGGGCAGGGCAGAGAGCCGAGUGGGGGUGGUGGCGAGAAAGGGGGAUGUUCUGUUCAUCGACAUGGGUACCGGUCGGUGGAAGCCAGGCUGCCAGGCCUCAGCCUCGCUGGCGUCGACCCGUCAGCUCGUCAGAUCCAAAGGCAUCAAGGGCAUCGGUUCCAGUAGUCAAGCAGUAAGCCGAGAUAGCCAAGGGCCAAGGACGAGAUCUUGA